AGUGUGCAACAUCAGGUGGCAGCAAAAAGCCGCGAAGAAGCUGGAAGCUUCACAUUUCGCGUCUGUCAUCUGCGCCGUCGUUCUCUCUCGUGCAAUAGAGAACGACACUUGCAGCUUGCAGCGAAUGCCAGUUUCAAGUACGCAUUGUCGGGAUGUUAAGUGAAAACGCGCGACGCUGAGAGACGCGCCGAACGAUAACUUCGUCGACGAUGCAACAACGCUCAGGGUGAUAGUAAAAUUAACCUCGCGUAUCGAUUCUGAAUGUGAUGCGACGCGACGCGGAGCUGGAUCGACGAUCCAUAGAGAUGCCGUGAAAUCUUACGACGCGACCUCGCUCAGCGAUAAAACGACAUCCGUGUUAUCCGUUUAUCGUCACAGUGAAUAAUUGAUAAAUCUCUGUUGAGUAUGCUUGUGUGUUGAGUAAUGACGUUGCUGUCCACUGUCUUGACACGUGUGUAAAUUGAUAUCGGAGAAUGACAAGGUAUUCAUCGAACAGCACAUGAUACGCAAAGCUAUCGAAGGUGCGACUGGCGGGGAAUGCAUUGCACAUUUGUUGACAGAGAGCGAGAGAGGAAAACUAGUCGACUUGUGAUAUCCACGUCUCUGCACAACAUAUAUCUUAGAUAUCUAUUUCAAUAUAGACCGAAGAUAUAACACCAAUUGAAAAAAAAGAGAGAGAGAGAGAGCAAAUGCAUCUUAUUUUAUGCAUGACUUAAUUAUUUACUAAGAACUACUAAUUCUAUUAACACUGUCUUAUAACACAGGAGUAAACUGUAAAAGUAUGUGCCAUACAUAUAAGCGGCUUUCCGAAAUCGUUCAACGUGAUUAACAGUUUUAACAAGAAUUAAUAAAGCUUUCUAAAAUUAAAAUGCAUGAGAAUAAUGGUACAAAUGAGAUGAGAGAGUUCAACGCAACGGAUGUUACCGACUCUAUUUUGUACACUAUACUAAUGAACGAUUCUGCGACAGUCUCGACGAGCAUGGCGAGCACGAUCCACAACGAGAGUACGUCCACGACGUACGUAGAACUGACGCAGGAGAAUGAGAACAAUCAACGAUUAUGGAAUCUGUCGAAAACCGCCGUAACUUCACUGUCUGAGCCUACAGCUAUACCGUUUAACACUUCCAAAAGUACUACGAUAUACACAACGACCGAAUCCUUCGAUGAGUUUGGUCCGCCGGAAGGAGUAGAAUAUAUUUUUGUACCACUCGGUGUAGUGGUCUCUGUUCUUAUACUAUCAGCUGUGGUAUGGGUGCUAAUUAUAUCAAGAAAGCGCAAGUUGGAGCGUUUAAGACAUAGACUCAUGCCAAUGUACAACUUUGAUCCUGGAGAAGAGGAGGAGGAUGACUGGGAAACCGAACUGCUGGACGAGUGCUAUAGUUCACAUCAGAGACGACAAGGAUACCAAUCCAUGGAUACUGAAGAGAAUGCAGAACUGUUCAGUGGUCACUAAUAGCACAUUUUCACAUGGCAUUUAAAUCAUUGUUUUUCCUUUUCAUUAUGCUGUAACUGUCAUAGACUAAAAUAUCUUCAUAAUUUAUUGUAACAUUCUUAUAUACUUGAAUCAAAGUUUUCAAGCCUAAUGAAAUUUACAAUUUUAGCCCUAUAUGGGCUAUAUUUUUUCUUAUACAAAUUCUUGAAAAUUGAAAUUUUAUAAAAGAAUAGUAUUAGAAAUACAUUUAACGAUAUUCCAGUUCAACUGUUUCUCACAGCUUAAUAUUAUCUAGGCCGCACAUUUAACGCAUUUUGACUUUUCAAAAUUGAAUGACAUAGACAUGUUUACAAUUUUCAAAAUAUUGGCCAAUAUUAUGUAUAUAUUAUAA
This is a messenger RNA of Linepithema humile (Argentine ant), 1823 nucleotides long. RefSeq lists its product as uncharacterized. NCBI's taxonomy places the organism in Eukaryota, Metazoa, Arthropoda, Insecta, Hymenoptera, Formicidae. The record is from RefSeq and is a predicted model, not a curated record.